AUGCUUUUACUUUACUUACUCGCUGCUCUGGUCGUAAGUGGAACGUGGCUGUGGCAAUGGAGAGCAGUACCGAGCAACCACUUGGGCUUCCCCAGAGUACAGCGCGAGCCGCGGAGUUCUCACCCUGUUUCCAGUGCCGUACUCAAGGGCUAUACUCAGAUCUCACGAGUGUCCGGUCGACCGUUUUGGUUACGGUAUUGGCAGCGAGACUAUCUGGUGCUACCGGCCAAGUACCUCCCCGACAUCCGCCGUGCCAAUCGAGAGCACCUCUCGUUUUUCGACAGCAUCAAAGAUACGCUGUUUCAAUACAAUUGGCUAAGUGACUUGUUCAAGUUACGUCGUAUGACUUUCGCUGUCAUUAGGGGCGUGAAUUCUCAGCUACCCAAACUAGCGCCCAUCAUGUUUGAGGAGUCUCAAUUGGCCUUUGAUGAGAUUGUUGGGCUCAAAGAAGGCGAAACUGGUUCGUUCGAAGCGAUGAAUAUGAUGACGGAUAUAUGUUUACAAACCAUGGUCCGGGUCGUCGCCGGCAAGGAAUUGUCUCGAAACAGGCGCUUCCUGAAUGCAGCUCGAGCGUACUUCGACGGCAACUUCUUAACUGGGAUAAUCAUGCUGAAUUUACCGUUCCGCGGCCAGCUGCGAGAUACCAUCGCAUGGCCUCUCUAUAAGUAUCAUCAACACUUCCGACAGCGGCCACUGAUCGAGAUGAUCGAGCCUGUCGUCGCUAAACGGAUAGAGGAUCAUAAGAUGGGCCAACGAGAUAAGGAAGAAAAGGAUGCGAUUCAGUGCACUUUGGAUAUUCUUCAUGACUUCCCCUUUGAUGAACACUCACGAGUUACACCUUCACACGCCUUGUCCCAUGAAACCCUUCAGCUCAUUUGGGCUAGUGGUCAGUCGCCAGCCCUCAGUAUCACCACAAUCUUGUUCAAGCUUCUCGAAGAACCCGAUUAUAUUGAACCACUUCGAGAAGAGGCCAAGGCUGCCAUUGACCACCACGGCUGGACCGAUUCUAUCUUUCAAGACCUCCACAAGAUGGACAGCUUUAUUCGGGAAACGCACCGAUUAUACAGCACGUUCUCAAUCAACGCUACAAGGGCCGUGAUAGGCCAGCCCUUCACGUUUUCCGACGGGCUGACCAUCCCCGUUGGCGUUCGCAUUGGGUUCGCCGCGGAAGGUUGCCAGCGAGAUCCCGAGUUCAUCGCGGACCCCGAGCCCUUUGAUGGGUUCCGUUUCGUCAAGCUUAUCGCCGCAGAUGCUAAGCAAGAAGACAGAGUGGGCAGGUGGGCCGCGUCGCACCCCAGCUACAGUAACCUUAUCUUCGGUUACGGCAACCAUGCGUGUCCGGGACGAUUCAUUUCGAUUCGAUUAAUCAAGAUACUGAUGUGCAGAAUCCUUCUGUACUUUGAGAUGUCGUGGGAUAGAAGAACCUUGGAGCCCCCACGCCUCUCGUUCGAGGGACUGUCGUUUCCGGAUGUGAAACAGAAAAUUAUUUUGAAGAGGAGACUAGCUGUAGCCUAG
Messenger RNA from Xylaria bambusicola, 1515 nucleotides. Its product is annotated as cytochrome P450. The transcript is spliced from 5 exons. Bases 1 to 1515 code for a protein of 504 amino acids. Gene Ontology annotation, molecular function: iron ion binding; oxidoreductase activity, acting on paired donors, with incorporation or reduction of molecular oxygen; monooxygenase activity. The record is from RefSeq and is a predicted model, not a curated record. NCBI's taxonomy places the organism in Eukaryota, Fungi, Ascomycota, Sordariomycetes, Xylariales, Xylariaceae.